ACACCAGCAGUGGGCAGACAUAUAUAUAAAUAGAAAGAGUUUGAGAAAACCGAUCCCCUCAACUAUUUACCUACUGAUUGAACACAGCAGCAAAAAGAGAAAAAGGGGGGGAGAGAGAGAGAGAGAGAGAGAGAGUCCCAACAUCUCUCUAGGUUUAAACCCUUGAUAAAUAUAGUUAGCACUCGAGCUCAAACAUCAAAAGAGAAGGCGAGUCCGAUGAGAAGAGGGAUUGUGCUUUCUCCCAACCCUUGAAAAACUGGCCCCGUCUAUGCUGUAUCAGGCAGGCAGGCAGGCAGGCGGGGUAGCUUAGAGGAUGGCAGCCUCAGCCGGCAGCGCAGAUAUAUAUGUAUUGUGGUAGAUAACACAAGUCUUAGGAAUGGGAAACGCUAUUAUACGUUUUUGCUAACUCUGUUGUCCUAGCUAGCUUCUUUAUGUUCUUUCAACACCCAACAUACAGUUCUAUGGAGGAACAACUAUUAUUUUAUAUGGGCGGAGCAGGAGAAUAUCUUUAAUCUACUGUUUCCCCACUAUUGCACUACUACUCGUAAACACCCUUUCGCAGUCUUCCAAGAUUUAUUUAUUUAUUUUUUUUUGUUUUGAUGAGACUGUACUGAUCAGAAUUCAGAGAGAGAAAGGGGGAAAAAAGAAAAGAGGGAAGAGGUAUAGUUUCUCUCUCUAGCUAUCCCUUCAACUGGUUAACAGACCCCUCUUUUGGUAUUCUACCCUUUUUCUUCUUUGGUUCAUCGAUCUUUUUCAUUUCUUGAGAGUGGAGAAAUGUGGGAUCUCAACGAUUCGCCGGAGCAAAAAAGGAGGGGUGAUGAUGAGUCAGAGGAGUGCUCGGAUGAGAAGGGAAAACGGGUUGGAUCCGUGUCCAAUUCGAGCUCAUCGGCGGUGGUUGUUGAGGAUGGCUCAGAAGAAGAAGACGGGGCGAGGGGAGGAAGAACGAGGAAGAGAAGCAGCAAAAUCUUUGGGUUUUCUGUGGCUCGUGAUGACAAGUAUGAUGAUGAUGAGACGGGGCCGUGCUCGUCGCCGGUGACUCGGCAGUUUUUUCCGGUUGAUGAGUCGGAAAUGGUGGGUGGUCGGGGACUUGCGGAUUUCCCCAGGGCUCAUUGGGUCGGUGUUAAAUUCUGCCAGUCCGGGCCCCAUGGCGGGGGAAGCGGCAGCAAUAGUGCUAUAGUAGGAAAGUCGGUGGCAGAUAUGGGCCAACCUCUCAAGAAGAGCCGCCGAGGCCCCAGGUCCCGGAGCUCCCAAUAUCGAGGCGUCACGUUUUACCGGAGAACAGGCCGUUGGGAGUCGCACAUAUGGGAUUGCGGGAAGCAAGUUUAUUUAGGUGGAUUUGAUACAGCACAUGCGGCGGCCCGCGCAUACGAUAGGGCAGCCAUUAAGUUUCGAGGAGUGGAUGCAGACAUUAACUUUAGUUUAGAGGAUUAUGAAGACGACUUAAAACAGAUGAGCAAUCUAACCAAGGAGGAAUUCGUGCACGUACUCCGGCGACAAAGCACUGGUUUCCCAAGAGGGAGUUCCAAGUACAGAGGUGUUACUUUGCAUAAAUGCGGUAGAUGGGAAGCCCGAAUGGGCCAGUUCUUGGGCAAAAAGUACGUCUAUUUGGGUCUCUUUGAUACUGAAAUUGAAGCUGCAAGGGCUUAUGACAAAGCUGCCAUCAAAUGUAAUGGGAAGGAAGCUGUUACAAAUUUUGAUCCCAGCAUUUACGACGAAGAACUUAAGGGUACUACUGGUGCAGAGUCUUCCAACAAUACAUCAGACCACAAUCUGGACCUGAGUUUGGGGAAUUCAGCGUCAAGGCCUGUCGGCGGCCGGGAAUCCGGGCUUAGAGAUCAGCACUGUUCCUUUGAAGUUGAUUGGAGACGGCGGGGAUUGAGGCCUGAGCUUAAUUUCCAGCCCCAUAUGGGUGGGAUCGGGACGGAUACUCCAUGGAGAAGAGAUGGAUACAACGAGACAGAAACGUUGCAGCUCCUGAGCCAAACGCACCUUCAUUCUCCAGGCUCGUUGAAGGUUAACAACGAAACACACAGAUUCGGACAGUCGGGGGGCAAAACAAACGAACCCCACAUGCUACAGAUGUUGAACAACAACACCCCAUUUAGCCAGCAAAAUCAUGAGUUUGGUGGGGGCAGAGGAAGAGGAAGAGGAAGAGGAGAGGUUUCUGUUGCAAGAAACGAAGUACAGCAAUGGCAAAUGAAUCAAAGUCCAUUAUUUGCUACUGCUGCAGCAUCAUCAGGAUUCCCACAGGCCCAGAUUCUGAGACCCCAAAACUGGCUGCACAAAAAUGGGAUCCACCCACUGACCCGACCCUCAUGAUCAUCAUAAUCCACCCUUGUUAUUCCCUGAAAUAUUUUCCCAUCAAAGUAAGAAAUUAGAAAGAUCUCCGUUUCUCUGUAAGUCCGUACAAGUUUUAUGCUCAUCACCUUACAUUUUUCUUUAACUCUCCACAACAUAUAUACUUUUAGUAAUUAAUUAGAUAUACAUAACCAGAAUGUUCUUUUUCUUAAA
Molecule: messenger RNA, 2511 nt
Organism: Sesamum indicum (sesame)
Lineage: Eukaryota; Viridiplantae; Streptophyta; Magnoliopsida; Lamiales; Pedaliaceae
Product: floral homeotic protein APETALA 2
Biological process (GO): regulation of DNA-templated transcription
Molecular function (GO): DNA binding; DNA-binding transcription factor activity
Source: RefSeq, a predicted model, not a curated record